Messenger RNA from Schizosaccharomyces japonicus yFS275, 1864 nucleotides. RefSeq lists its product as hypothetical. Gene Ontology annotation, molecular function: transmembrane transporter activity. The coding region runs from base 266 to 1759 and encodes 497 amino acids. NCBI's taxonomy places the organism in Eukaryota, Fungi, Ascomycota, Schizosaccharomycetes, Schizosaccharomycetales, Schizosaccharomycetaceae. Gene Ontology annotation, biological process: transmembrane transport; amino acid transport. The transcript has a single exon. The record is from RefSeq and is a predicted model, not a curated record. Gene Ontology annotation, cellular component: membrane.
CAAAAAUACAUAAGCAAAGUAUAACUACUGAAUUUAUUAGCCAAUUUCAGUUUGGACUAGGACAAAAAAUCCAGAAAAACAUAUUGAAAAGGGCGGGACUCGAACCCGCGAGCUUUCGCACUAGGGAUCCUCUUGUGAGAACCUAAACCUAGCUCCAUAACCACUCGGACACCUUUCCUUGCUGUUGUUUUGUUGGUAUUACAAUAUCUACUUAUAUUAAUUGAUUUAGUAUUUGAAAUAUCAAUUUCGUUAUCAGCUUCGUACUAUGAACGAACAAACGAGCUUAUUAGAAAAUUCGGAAAACGAUAAUGAUUCUUCAAGGAAGUUGCUUCGUUCUUUAACGCAACGUCAGAUAUUUAUGCUGACUCUGGGUGGUACCUUAGGGACAGGCCUGUUUUUGGGAACAGGCAGUGCUUUGGCAAAUGCUGGUCCUGCAUCUAUGGUUCUGUCUUAUUGCAGUUCUGGACUUAUUGUAUAUUUAACAAUUCUCGCCCUUGGCGAAAUGACCGUCUAUUUACCCGUCGCUGGUUCAUUUUGUACAUUUGCUUCCCGUUUUGUAGAUGAUGCUUUUGGAUUUGCACUAACAUGGAACUAUUGGCUAAACGAUGCUGUUUCUGUGGCAAACAACGUACUUGCUGUGAAGCUGUUAGUUUGGUACUGGAUUGAGAAGCCAAAAUCAAUGUCCGAAUCCAUAUUCGGAAAUGGGUCUUCAGCAUUAGCCUUUCUCUCCAUGAUAUGUCUCAACUUAUUGCCCGUGCAUCAUUUUGCAGAGUUUGAAUACUGGCUUUCUCUUAUAAAAUUACUAACUGUUGGACUUUUUAACAUUGUUGGAAUAUUGGUAAACCUCGGACUAAACUAUAAACGUAACCGUAUAGCUUUCCGCUACUGGAAAGAUCCAGGUGCGUUUAAUAACGGAAUGCUUGGGUUUGCAUCUAGUUUUGUAUCUGCAGCAUUCACUUAUGGAGGCAUAGAAUCCAUUGCAUUGACGAGUGGAGAAGCAGCAAAUCCACGCCGCUCGAUAACAAGAACACUUCGCUACACAGGACAGCGACUACUUGGACUUUAUGUCCUUACAAGUCUUGUACUAAGUUUGGACAUCCCUUACGACACUCCUGGCUUGAACGAGCGAACAGUGCACCACUCACCGUUUACAUUGGUCUUUCAAUUGGCUGGUUUCAAUAAGGCGGCGUCAUGUCUUAAUUUUGUAAUAUUAAGCUCCGCUCUUUCCGCCGGAAACCAUGCUCUAUAUGCGGGAACGCGACUGCUUUACACACUAGCAGAAGCUAAUCAUGGACCACGCUUUUUAUCAUUAUGUAAUUCUCGGGGAACCCCUUGGGUUUCAGUGAUACUGACUAGCUGUUUCUCCCUUGUUUGUCUGUUUUCAGAUAAAAUUGGUGCUGGUAUUAUCUGGUCUUGGCUAUUAAGACUCGUGGGAGUAAGCAAUCAGAUAGCAUGGAUAUCUAUUGCCAUUUCUAGUUUGCGUUUUCGAAGGGCUUUAAAAGUGCAAAACAAGGAAAACAGAUUGAAUUUCAAGAACUGGACGUAUCCAUGGGGUCCAAUACUCGUUAUUGUUUUUAAUAUUGUUGUUCUUUUUCUUCAGGGUCUUGAAUCUCUCCAGCCGUUUCAAUUCAUUGCGUUCUUGUCUUACUACAUUGAGGCAUUUCUGUUUAUUCUCACUUUUUUCUACUGGAAAUUCAGGACGUGUACCAGUAUUAUUCCGCUGAAAGAAAUGGACUUGGAAAAGGACUGUGUUUAUUAAACUUGUAUUAUUAUGUAGAUAUCUGUAUAAAUAAGGCUUUUAAUUAAUGUUCAGUUAUUAUGACGGACACGUGCUGAAAAACGUGCAAGAACAUUUAUAUAAAAA